Molecule: messenger RNA, 585 nt
Organism: Cylindrotheca closterium
Lineage: Eukaryota; Bacillariophyta; Bacillariophyceae; Bacillariales; Bacillariaceae
Source: the annotation of a GenBank genome assembly
AUGUCAAAGCCAAAAAUCACCUUCGUCACUGGGAACAAAAAGAAACUCGAGGAGGUCAAGCAGAUUCUUGAAAAUGGCGAAGAGCUACCAUUUGAGCUCACCAAUAGCAAAAUUGACCUUCCAGAACUUCAGGGGGAUCCUUUCGAUAUUGCCAGAGAGAAAUGUAUUUUAGCUGCAAAAGCAGUCAAUGGCGCCGUACUCACAGAGGACACAUCACUGUGUUUCAAUGCCUUGAACUCAAUGCCAGGAGUGUAUAUCAAGUGGUUCUUGGAGAAGUGUGGACACGAGGGACUAAACAAGAUGCUGGAUGGAUUCGACGAUCGAUCGGCUUAUGCGAUGACAAUUGUUGCCUAUGCAGAGGGGCCGGACAAAGAAGUCAUGUUGUUUGAUGGAAGAACCAGUGGACAAAUUGUCCGCCCUCGCGGGCCACUAGAUUUUGGAUGGGAUCCAAUUUUCGAACCAGACGAAGGUGCAGGAAAAACGUACGCCGAGAUGACAAAAGAGUCCAAAAAUUCAAUCAGUCACCGUGGCCGCUCUUUUGAAAAGGUCCGCCAGUUUUUGUCAGAGAAUGGACCAAAAUCUUAG